This is a messenger RNA of Acanthochromis polyacanthus (spiny chromis), 7644 nucleotides long. It is a transcript of the gene sobpa, whose product is annotated as sine oculis binding protein homolog (Drosophila) a. The transcript has 8 exons. Gene Ontology annotation, biological process: animal organ development. Gene Ontology annotation, cellular component: nucleus. The record is from RefSeq and is a predicted model, not a curated record. Lineage: Eukaryota; Metazoa; Chordata; Actinopteri; Pomacentridae. Bases 476 to 3223 code for a protein of 915 amino acids.
CACUAAUUGCGGGACUGGAUGGUGUGUGACCAGCAGCAGACUCCCGGUAGAGGCUGGCUGCUCCACCUGUUAGCCGCCUGCAGACCGUCACCGUGAGGCGGCAGCGCUAAGUGGAUGUGACUGCACUGAUUGCACUCCACGGGAAAGCGAGAAGAAAUAGCCUACCUCUGAUCAUCAACGCGUCAUAUAAUGUUUCAGCGGACGCCCCUCCCCCUGUCUCGUUUUUUCCCCUCACUCAACCUCUCCUUUGACUCACAGAGGCGGCUCACCACUGGCGCACGGACCGUGGAGGAUACGCGCAGAAGAUGGCUGACUUAGCCGGGCACCGCGAGCCCUCGGCGGCAUCACCAGCGUCACACGGGCCGCUGAAGAGCUGCGAGACCUCCGCCGUCUGGCGACUGUAAACAGCUGCCUCUCUCACCCCCUCCUCUCCCCUCCUCACCGCAAAUAUUGACAGAAGUAUCACAGAGAAAACAUGGCAGAGAUGGAAAAAGAGGGCAGACCUCCGGAAAAUAAAAGAAGCCGGAAACCAGCUCACCCGGUGAAAAGGGAAAUAAAUGAAGAGAUGAAGAGCUUUGCAGAGAACACCAUGAAUGAGCUGCUGGGCUGGUACGGCUACGACAAGGUGGAGCUGAGAGACUCUGACAACCUGGAGAUCGGGGAGACGCCACAGCACAUCUCUGUCCUCAAAGAAAACUCGUUGCCAAAAAUCCCAGCUUCAACAGAGAACAGCGAAAGCUCUCCCGACCGAGCCAACAGCUCGCAGUCGCUGCCAGGAUCCAGGAACGGAGUCACAGAGUCCUCCACCACGGCGUCCACCUCCACGCCCAGCACCAAGGAGCAUGGCAACCUGCCCAUCAUCGUCCCCAUGAUCCCCCCACCGCUCAUCAAGCCCCCUGCAGAUGACGAUGCAUCCAAUGUGCAGAUUAUGUGCGCCUGGUGCCAGAAGGUCGGCGUCAAACGCUAUUCUCUGAGCAUGGGGAGCGAGCUGAAGAGCUUCUGCAGUGAGAAGUGCUUCGCUGCCUGCCGCAGAGCCUAUUUUAAGAGAAACAAGCUGGGAUAUGUAAGGAAUUACGCCGCGAGAGACGACGAUGGCCUCGGUGGGAAAUUACCCCAGCACAGCUUUACUCAGGACACGCCCAGGCUUGUCUUCAAGACAAACAGCGAUGUGCUUGUGUGUGACUGGUGCAAACAUAUUCGCCACACUAAGGAGUACCUGGACUUUGGUGCUGGUGAGCGGAGGCUGCAGUUCUGCAGUGCCAAAUGCCUGAACCAAUAUAAAAUGGACAUUUUCUACAAGGAGACCCAGGCCGCCCUGCCUGGAGCGCUGUGUAACCCAGGACAUGGUGCUGCUGGGGAAGGUAAGCCAGAGUGUAGUGGAGGUGUACAGCUGCUCACUCCUGAAUCCUGGGGAACGCCAUUAUCGGAUCUACGGCGAAAAGCUCCCUCACCUGGGGGGCCGUCCACCACCUCUGCUUUGGCUCCUUCUACUUCUUCUGCCACCUCACCCUCAGACACGACCGCUGUCUGCUCUCCGUCCUCCUCCUCUUCAGCCAAAAUCCCCACACCCAGGCCCCAUGAGAGCCCUACACUUCCCCCUCCGCCCGUUCAUUCUUUGCAUCCACCAGUUGGGGUUCCCUCUGGUAGCCCUCCUAUGGUGAUGACACCCCGAGGACCUAUGCCCCUGCCUCUGUUCAUGGAGCAUCAAAUGAUGCAGCAGAUUCGUCCACCGUUUCUUCGACCCUCUGGUCAUCCAGCAGGACCCAACAGCCCGCUGUCAAACCCCAUGAUCCCUGGGAUCGGCCCACCGCCUCCCCCUAGGACCCUAGGCCCAGCAUCAAGUCCGAUGCACAGGCCUUUGCUCUCUCCACAUGUCCACCCCUCAUCCAAUCCCAACCCUGCCAUGAUCCCCCCACAUCCUGGCAUCCCCAUGCCAGGCCUGCCCCCUUUCCCCCCAGUCAACAUGAUGCCCAAUGGACCCAUCCCUUUGCCCCCAAUGAUGAACUUUGGCAUGCCAUCCUUGGCCCCAUUGGUACCCCCGCCAACUCUCUUGGUCCCUUACCCUGUCAUUGUACCCCUACCAGUCCCAAUCCCUAUUCCAAUCCCAAUUCCCUUCAACCCCAAAACGUCCAGGGACCAACCUGAGAGCAGUGGUUCUGUCCGCAGUGCUCCAGAGUCCUCAGAAGCUUCAGCCUCUGGGCCUCACUCUCCAGGUUCCUCUGUAGGUGACAGAGGGGAGCAGAAGAUGGAGUCAACUAGUGGGGAGCGUGCCUCUCCUGUACGCUCAGAAAGAAGCAGGACAACAUUAGUGGACUUGACUGUGAAGGCAGAGGAUAAUUCAGGUAACCUUUGUCUGUCCACUGGCCCUGGACUGAUGGAUGGAGUUAUUGAUCUGACUGUGGGCCAAAGGUCAUGCCAGCAGCAGGUUAUUCACAGGAUGCUACCUGGGGUCCAGGUCAAAGUAGAGGCAGAGGCUGAAUCAAGAUCUCCACCAGCUGCUGGACUGGGGAGGGAAGGGAAGGGCAAUCGUGAUAGUGGGGAUGAGACUCUUAUUUCACAGGGCCUCCUCAGCGCAACGGAGCCAGAAGCUACCACACACCCUAACACACUGGAAUCAUCAGCCCCAUCUUCCAACAACAACAGCCCCUCUGGCAAAGCUGACCCUCCACUGAUCCAGCUAAAUCCCUGUGUCUCCAACCUUACCACACCACCCUUACCCAGUACAUUACGGACCCAGCCCCAGCACCAAACUAGCCCCGCUGCCCCAUGUAACGUAAUAGUCAAUGGUACAGGAUGGCAUUCACUUCUCACUCCUGCAUUUGAGUCUUGCCCUGACCCAGGAGGAGACGGUGUUUCAGGAGAAGGAAAGGCAGAGGAGCAGACAGCUAACGGCGACCUGGAGCACGAGGCACUGAAAGAGAACAAUUGCUCAGUGGGUGAAUGGGAGCCAGGAAAGCGGGUCUCGGCACAAGACGAGAUCGUGGACACAGUGGAGGGUAAGCCAGAUCCUGACUCCAACUUGGAGGAGGGCGAGCACGCCUACGCCCUGCCGCUGCUGUCGACUGGAGGCUGCGUCGUCAUCCAGCCUGUGCCAAAGCCCGCCCCUGACAAGACGGCCAUCCUGUCCUGCUCCAUCAGUGCGCCGUUAUCAGCAGCUGGGAGUCCUGAGCUGGAGCCGCCGCUGAAGAGGAGGUGUCUGCGAAUUCGCAAUCAAAACAAAUGAGAUGGAUGCUCUGAGGACCGCAGUGCCAUCAACGACGCUCACUUGUCCACCCCCCACCUCCAAAUCCCACCAACUGCACCACUCCUCACGUGAACACACACACACGCACACGCACACACACACAUUGUCCUCGUCCUCACCCAUCGUCCAGUCUACCAGCACCACAAAUCGCCUUCGAUGACUGAUGAGAGUCUAAGCAAACGUGACAACGUGUAUCAUAGUAGAGCCAACAGGACUCUUUUCUCUGUGUGACAGACCUUCUGAUGGACUCCACUUCCACAGACUGGAUGUCAUGGCCAGCAGGACUAAUUGACCUUUGAACUGAAGACAGUAUAUUCCUGCAACAGCAGGACUUUACCCCGCUGCUUCUCUCCUCAUUUAGACUCUCAGCCCACACUGCCCCUCAGACUCCAUCCACCCUCCCUAUCUAACAGCGACUCUCUGUGUUGACUUUAACUAUGGAACGCACUGUAGUGUCUGAUAUUCAAAGCUGGAAAUCAGUGAAGGAGCCCCAAGGACAGAUUUCCGUCUCUCAGUGAAAAGCUUCGGUCCAGCCUGUUGAAAGAGAACAGCUACAAAAUCUCUGCUUCAGUAAUUGUUCAUUUCUUUUCACCCAUCUUGCCACUAAACUCAUUCCACAAAGUCGGCAGAGCCACAGAGCUGGCAAAAAAAAGAAUCUUCUUGGCCUAUUCUUGUCCACAACCAGCAAAAAUGUACUUGCCAAGCUGACACCGAGUGUUCUGGGUGAUUCUGGUGCGUGGCAACUGAAAAAACAAGUCUGAAUACAAUUAAUGCAGUCUGACUGAAGGGCAGUGUAUAGAGAUCUGUCAGUGAGAGGCUGGAAAACUGUCCUUGGACGUGAAAUACCCUUCAGUUGUGUUGAGAGUUAUUCUUACUGAAUCAGCAAACUGGAGAUAUUGUUAACCUUCACCAGCAAGUAACAGUAUGUGGGUGGAAUCAUGCAGUCGCUGCCAUUUUCCUUUGGCAUCUAUUUGUUUGCUCUUAAACUUCACUGAAUUUAGAGAUAUUGUGACACCAGAACGAGACGCAGCUGUCAUGAUACUGUUCCUGUCAUUCCUAUUAUUGACAUUUUUAAACCAUUUGGAAUGCCGUUCCUCUCCUUAAACGCAGAGUCGUGCUAUAGUAGCAGUAGGCCUCUGCUGUCUGACAACAUUUCAAGGCUUACUGCACCACCAACAGAACUGAGAUGGCAUGGCAAUGUGGAAACUCUGCCAACCUGCAACGGGUACUUGCUACCGCAGGCUAGUACUUAAUCUUUUCUAUAAUACAUUACCAGUGAUGUUCCUGUCAUGGGUUAGUUUGAGACUGACUGCGCUGAAUUUAGAGGGGGCAGAGGGAAGCCAGCUCUUUCAUAAAUUAUUCUUUUGGGACCUAGAGGAAAACUGCUGAAGUAACACAACAGAAAUAUUUCCAUAAUAAACACACUGAAGACAAAUUCAUUUUGGCAAUAAUUUGGAACACGUUGCCUCUCGCUUGUCCACUAAUCCUGCCAAGUAACUUUUUUUAAAAAGUCAGAUUAUAAAGCCAGUCUUGUCCUUGACUCAAUGUCAUGCUCUGUGUACAGCCUUCUGGGGCAGUUUAAGGAAAUGCAACACAACUGUCGCCCGUCCAGUUUGAUCUGAUCCAGUUACACUAAAGCCCGAGAGCUGGGACGCCAUGAAACAAUGCCAGCAUUUAGUUUACACUCCUAUGGAGGAGGUACAUUGUACCAGUGUGAGACAAGGUAUUAUCAUAUGCCAAAGGCCUCUGGUGUGUUGAAACAAAAUAUGUCACCUUGUUUUCAAUGGAAAUGGGAUUUCAAACUGAAGAUCUGACCAGAUAAUUCAUAGUUGCCAAAAUAAAAAGCACUUAUUUCAAGAAAAAAUAAUGGAAGCUACAGGAAAACACAAGUGGAUGCCAGAAGCAGUGUUACUGUUAACACUCUUUUUGGUUUACUCAGCCCGUAAAGACCUAUGAUGUGACACGCUCAUUAAAACAAAUACAAUUCUGAUUAAAAAAGACAACGCAAAGUCCCCCUCAGUCAGGCCUUACAUUAGAUGUGGGCAUUGCUUUGCAGCCAGAUCUCACUGUUUGUCCUGAACCCUUUGUUUUCUUUCUUUCUGUCACGGUGAGACAUUGUGUGAUUCACACUGACUCCAAAUGAGGCCCAACAAUUACUCAUACAGUUAUUCACACGUAACAAACAUACAUACUCAUGUCACAUAGCGGGUGUGUUGUAACUUGGUGUACGUGUUUGUGUGUGAGGCAGGUGCAAGCAGAGAGCCCAGCUGAGUGUUGACUCAGAACAAGCAGAGUGCAACCCUAUCUGCUGCCUGUUAGUCAGGCAUUUAGGCUCAGCCUACCGCCUGCCAAGGCCCAGCUUUGGUGUCACUUAGAGCACUUCCUUUCCCCCCGCUUCAUUUCUCUGCAAGCAAAGGCAGCGAAAAUGGUCUGUUUGAGCCACCUGCUUCUGUCUCGUCUGCUUUGUCUGCUCAGCUGCAUUUGAGUUUUGGUGGAGGUAAUAUUUUUUCUCUAAUACUUUCUUAGUUUUCCAGAUGCACAACAAUUUGAAAAUCACAAUUUAUAUCACAAAAACAGGUUCUUUUCUUUUAAUUUUAACUGUUUUAUGAACUGUUGUGUUCUAAAAUCGAGAUUUCUCUCUACUUUCUGGGUACUGACAGCACUAAAUUUAGGGCUAAUGUGGUCUUUGCUGUCUAAAUAAUUGAACCCAAAACCAGGGCUGUGGCCAGGAUUUUGGGCCCUUAUAGUGCCAUCCCCAGGCCAUGAUAUCAUGUUUUCAUCAAAAAACAUCUUCUGAAAUACGCUUGUUCGCUUUCUUGCCAAAAUCAACCCUAUAGUUAGCAGUGUAGCUUAGCAUAAAGUCUCUGUCCAAAGCUAACCAAUCCAUUUUAAUGCUUCUUGGACAGAUAUGAAAGCAGUAACUGUGUACAAGGCAGUCCAUCCAUCAAUCCAUAACCUAUAUGGAUCUAUAUAAGAGACAGGAUGAUCUCUGGACAGGUCACCAGUCCAUCUGUAGCAACACAAAGAGACAAAUAGCAUGCACACUCACAACUACAGCCUGUUUAGAAUCACUAAUCAACCUUGUCCUUGGUCUGAGGAAGCACCAGAGAAAACCCACCCAGACACAGGGAGAACAUGCAAACUGCACACUGCUGCAAGAAAGCCAUUUAGCAUUUCCCCCAAAUGUUAAAUUAUUCUUUUAAAAUCCCUUCCUGGAGAAGAAAUGCUAAUUGUUUUGUUGACCUUUUCUUGACCUUUCUUCUGGUGCCACCAUCAGGCCAAAUUUGCUAUUUUUUUUUUUUUAUUUAGCCCAACUAGUAGCUGAUCUCCCAGACUUUCUCUAAGUAGGUCGCUCUCCCAAACCACAAGUUUCAGGCUGAUUAAAAAGGUUGAGAGGGCUUGAUUUUAAUGAGGAACUAACCACAAUCCGUUGUCAUGUCUGCUUUUUCUCCUGCUUGACACCUUUGCACACACACAUGCAGACACACUCAGACGACGACAACGUGCCCAAUUAUGUCCGUUUCCAAUCUGCACCAUGCUGUGUUGGCGUUACUAGCAGUCUACUGUCCCCGGCUGAGGCAGGUACUGAAGGUAUGAAAGAAUAACGCUCAUGUGGAAAUCCUGGACCACAGAAUCAGUCGUUGUGAUGGCAACCAGACUCGUGACAAAUCUCCAGCAUUCCUUUUUUUGUGAUGAUGGACUCCAGGCCUGGUCAACAGCCUGAAUUAUGCAAUGACAACUAACUCCAAACCUAAUAGAAACGAGUGGUCCACAGACAGAAUAAAAACAUGAUACGACUUCAUGUUACUUUUCAAAAACAACAGAGAAGUUGCCUUAACUCUUGCUUGUAUAAUCUCUACAGUUAAGACAAUGAUGCUCGCUUGUAAAGAAGACUCUCCCUUCUUUGUACAAAAAGAAAUAUACCAGAAACAACAACUUUGUUAUCUUGCUAGUGUCAAUGUAUAGAUGAUCAGCAUUUUCUGUAACUUGUAUGGACCGUCACAUUUUUGCUAAGAAGAAAACCCUCCUCCCAAGUUCCUUGUUCCUAAACAUCCAAUCUGUUCAACGUUUUAACUCGUGGUGGACUGUCAAUCUUUUUGUGUACAUUUUAUAGUAUUAUUUAUUGUUGAGAAGUUUUGCAUUUGCAAAUAAUAAAAAAAAAGUGAAGGUGGUUUGACUUGAGCAUUCAAUUCCAAUGUAAAUGGCUGGUGAACAGUGAAAUGCUUUUUUAAUUAUUAAAACGGAGAAAACAGUGAGGAGCUCUUUUUAUUAUGACGUUGUAACAUGUACAUAACAUGUGGCCAAAAUUGCUUUGGAAAUAAUCCUUUUUUGUGUUGUAACAGUAUUUGUUUUAUUCAGUGAAUUGCCCAUGAAGACAAAUAAAUAAGAGGCACACACAA